Molecule: messenger RNA, 219 nt
Organism: Echinostoma caproni
Lineage: Eukaryota; Metazoa; Platyhelminthes; Trematoda; Plagiorchiida; Echinostomatidae
Source: the annotation of a GenBank genome assembly
AUGGCUGCGUCACACAUUAAUUAUGCUGGUGAUUUUUGUCCUGGACAACCGCACUCAGGGAAGCAUGAUGAUGAUGCUGAUGCUGCUGCUGCUGAUGAUGAUGAUGAUGAUAAUGAUGGUAGUGGUAGUGGUGGUGAUGUUACUGUGCGCCUUCCAUAUAACCCCUCGUUGUUCAUGUGUCCGAACCUGGAGACGGUCAUUACAUUCUACUGUUUGUAA